AUGGAUAAACUCCCACAAGAGGUAGUCGACGCCAUCGCGGCUCACCUGUUCCCCCCGCUGGUGAACCGUGAACCCCACAGGCACUGGUUCUUCUCCAACGACGACGACAACCAGACAGGCCACAAUGUGCUCAGCGCAGCACCCUACGCCACCAUCUCGGCGCCGUGGCAGCGCGCGGUUGAGGCCCUGACCUUUCACUCGCUGACGCUCUUCAACCACCAAGACGUCUCCGACGCUGAGCAGCAUCUGAGGCGCAACGACCAUCGCAGGAACUGCGUGUUCCAUCUCAGAGUCGACAUCAACAUCGACCGGUCGACAAUCGUGGAGCGCGAGGCCCUGUGGGUGAGCUACACGGCGGAAACUAUCCGCGGGAAGCUGUAUACCUGGAGAGACCAGCAGAUUGUUCAUGAGCUUCGCAGGAUGGUUGAGUUCAUCAACCUCUUUUGGCCACCUACCACCGGCACCGACUCUAUGUCGUCAGUCCCAGCCCGUCCUCUGAGCUUACUCAUCUACUUCGUCGAUAUCCAAACCAGCUGGGAUAGAAACCUGGAACACUGUCCCACGGAAGCACCAUCCAACUUGAGGGAGCUGCCCGUGUGCCCGGCAGUGACGGCUCUCGAAAUUUGGUACCCCCAAAAUGCAAACACCGUAGGGCUGUGGAGCCCAUGUGUUUGUAGUCCGCCAUGCUCAACCUCAACGCGCGUUCGGCCUACGUGGCUCCUGGAGUUUGGAGCCAAGUUCCCUUCUGUCCACAAGAAAGGCGGGUUGUCGGACACUCAGACCUGA
Messenger RNA from Sordaria macrospora k-hell, 786 nucleotides. RefSeq lists its product as uncharacterized. The record is from RefSeq and is a predicted model, not a curated record. Lineage: Eukaryota; Fungi; Ascomycota; Sordariomycetes; Sordariales; Sordariaceae.